Messenger RNA from Saccoglossus kowalevskii, 1997 nucleotides. Its product is annotated as protein phosphatase 1 regulatory subunit 42-like. Gene Ontology annotation, molecular function: protein binding. Lineage: Eukaryota; Metazoa; Hemichordata; Enteropneusta; Harrimaniidae. The record is from RefSeq and is a predicted model, not a curated record.
CCAAUCGUUCUUGUGUUGUCUGUAAGACGUCGUGUUCUCUGAUGUUUUGCUAAACAGACAAAGUGGUCUGUUGUUUUUUGAUUCACGAUGGUGAGACUGAACAUUGAUCUUAUCUCCAAGACAUCCAGUCAUGGACGGAAAAAGAGAGAUGAAACUUUACAGCAUUACCUGAAGAGACUCACACAUCUGUAUUUUGCUGAGAAAGGAAUUGACGAAAUUGAGGAUCUUUCACAGUGUAGGAGUUUAUCAGUGUUGUAUCUCUAUGACAACAACAUAUCUAGGAUACAGAACGUAGGAUGUGCGUCCAACUUGACACACCUUUACCUUCAGAAUAAUCAAAUAUGCAAAAUAGAACAAUUAUCAUGUCUUAGGAAACUAUCAAAAUUAUAUCUCGGUGCUAAUCAAAUAACAGUUGUGGAAGGUUUUGAAAAAUUAGACCAACUCAAAGAGUUGCACAUUGAGAAUCAAAGGUUAGCCCCAGGAGAGAAACUUUUAUUUGACCCAAGGUCACUGGUAGCUUUAUCAGCGUGUUUACAAGUAUUAAAUGUCUCCGGCAAUAAUUUAGAUGAUAUUAAAGAUUUGCAAUUACUAAAAAACUUAUCGCAGUUCAUGGCUUGUGAUAACUCUCUGCGAGACAUGAAGGUCUUAUCCAUGGUUAUAGGGAGUUGGAGACAUCUCUGGAGGCUUGAGUUGACUGGUAAUCCCCUCAGUCGAAGAAGUAAAUAUAGAGACAGAGUUAUUGUGAUGUCUGACUCAUUAGCGAUUCUUGAUGGAAAGGAAAUCAACGAUACAGAAAGAAAUUUUCUGAUGAAGUGGAAAAAAGCAAAAGAUGCUAAAAAGAAACAGAGGAUAGAAAGUCAAAGUCGAGCCAACAUAGGAGAUGGCGAAGCCGCUGAUCUCCCUCCUUUACAACUACCUAACGCUCCAGUCUACAGACAUAAUGUCUAUGUCAUGCCUGGACUGCUGAGUCACAAGAAGGAAUUUGAAGCCAUUCUCGCCAGGUCUGCAAGUAGUCACAGUGGUUCGGCUGGUACGCUUCGUGGUCAAUCAGCGACAACUAUUCCAACACAGACACCGUUUAGGCCGUCACCACCGAGGAAGAGUUACAGUGAUUUGGAAAAACCACCAAGGAAGUAUCCUAAAGUAUUUGCUGGAUCAAGGAAUACAUCGGCAAAAGAUAGAGAACGAAUACUAGAUAAACCAACAACAGAGGUUGAGUUAAACACUUCAGGGCACAUGUUGGCAACAUAGAUACACACAUGCAGUAUUCAGACGCUUUAUACAAGGUGUUAUAUACAUUGAGUAAUGUUUCUGUUUUCAUUUGGUGUACUUGUGAUUCCAACCAUGGAAUAGUCAUCACCCAUGGUUACUAACUAAAGUAACAGUGCAGGCGUCUCAUCACCCAUGGUUACUCAAGCACAUGAAACACAUAUCUCAUCACCCAUGGUUAUUUAUGUAAAAGCGUUCAUAUCUCUUCAGCCUUGGUUACUUAGUAACAGUGUACAUGUCUCCUCAGCCAUGGUUAUCUAUGUGUAUGUCUCUCUCAUACAAUGUACGUCUCUUUCAGAGGUCAAAAUGGUAUAAAAUUCACCAGUGCCUUUAGUGUGUUUUUCAAUUUUUCUAAUUUGUACCAUGUACACUUCUUUUAUAAAGCACUGCCCCAGCAUGUUGACUUUAAGUGCACAUUUAAUUAACAAAUAGUAGUAGUAGGAUGUAUAUGUACUGUAUCAAGACGUCAUGAUAUUUUGGUUUGGGUUGAUUUGAUUUAUUCUUCCUUUUUAUUUGGCGAGAAAUAAAUAUUUUGUUUUUUGGUUCAGAAAAUCCUUUUUCUUGUUUCUGCCAAUUUAUUGUAAAAAUAAAAGAGAAAAUAAGAAAAAGAGUAGAAUCACCAAAACAAAACCUUAAAUGUGUAUCUCACUAUUCAACACUGCCAACAUGACUAGAUUUAUCAUGCCAGUAAUUGUGAGCAAACCCCUUCAUGUAUGUUGUAUGUUGAA